Bactrocera dorsalis (oriental fruit fly) is the source of this 3116-nucleotide messenger RNA. RefSeq lists its product as uncharacterized. Lineage: Eukaryota; Metazoa; Arthropoda; Insecta; Diptera; Tephritidae. The transcript has 2 exons. The record is from RefSeq and is a predicted model, not a curated record. Bases 1137 to 2108 code for a protein of 323 amino acids.
AUAAUUUUUGGUUUUUCUUUUUGUUAAUUUUUAUUUUGCAUUCCAGUUUGCACGCGAUCGCAUUGAAUUCGAUAAGUUUCUGCUCUAAUAGUUUGCAAAGCCGCGAAAAGUGUCGGUUUUCAUAAUUUUACACGCCACUAUUUAUUUAUUUUUUAUCGAAGCUCGUUUUUCUAGUUUAUUUUUAGUUUAUUUUUGGUUUAUUUCUGCACUUUCUGCGCAUGUUUUCCUCUGCAUUUUUUAUGUGGCUUCUGUUUGACUGACUGCCUGAAUUACGAAACGCGGCUACGAUUUUGCUAAUUCCAUUUGAAGUUUCUAUGAAAAAAAAAUUAUAUAAAAUUUUAUUAAUAACUUCAAAAUUACAACAAAAUUAUGCAUGCGCAGUAGAAACACAUAAAUAAGAAACCAAAUACGAAACUCGAGCGCCGCCGACAGCCAUAAAACCGACUUUUCCUGCGCGUAAUUAUUGGUUUGGCGCACAGUAGCCACCGCCGCCGCACUUUUUUCUCUCGCUCGUUUUCUACUAGCUGUACCGUUAGUCAAUGGCAAAACAGUGCGUUGGCCGCAACACUGACCCCACACACGUCAAAUCGCAUAUUGGAGUCAACACUCACACACACACACACACUCGCACAAAACUAAACUCAAUGCACAAAAACAAAAAAUAAAGCAACAACCAGUCGCCAGCCGCCAGCUGCCAGCUGCCACAGCGCUGUGAACAACUUGCUCAAAAACAAAGGAAAAGUAGAUGCUGGCAUUUCAGCGGCGUCACGAUCACGUUAAUUUCUGCUUAAACUUUUCCCGUUUACAAAAGUGAAAUUUCUCCAAUUUUCACCUGCGGUCGCUUUGUGUUUUUUGUUUUAUUUAUUUAUUUAUAUUUAUCAAUGUCUGUAGCCGCUGUUGCUUUGGCUGUUUAUUGGCGUUGUGUUGUCUUAAAUAUUAUUUCCUAUUAUUUUUUAGUUAAAACAAGCAUAAAUUUAAAUUUUUGUUCAGCAAAAAACUAAAAUAACAACGAAGAGAAAAUUAAUUAACAAAAAGGCGAAAAUUCGUACAACAUUUCUUCUUCGGCGUGAGAAUUAACUCUGCUCUCACUUGUGACUUUUGCAAUUAAUUUAAAUACUGUUUCAAGUAAUUUAAAAAUGGCAUUUCAAAAACAACGCUUCAUCAUUGGCCUGUGUUUGCUUUUGCUGCACUCGGCUGUUACCGUCACAUCCUCCAAAGCCGAUGUUAAAGAAGCUGUAAAGGAGGCGCAAGAUGAUGCAAAGAAAGCUGAAUUCCCCGAAGAGGAUGCUGAUAUGCUAAUGGAACCGAAUGACUUCACCCCAGUUACCGUUUUGCGCUCACAGGAACAGCAAUUCCACGUACCACCCACCUACCAGUUCCGCCCAUUACCACCCAAUCCUCAUGUCGUGGCACGUUCGGAUGUACACCCCAAUGCACCACAGCCAACGCCUGUUGACUCACACACACAAGCUGCACAAAACUACUACCCACCUUUCUUCCGUGAGGCGCCACCACUGGGCCAUUCACGCCCCUACUUCCCCAUACCCGACAGCCCAGUGAUACCGAAAUUCGCAGCGCCACAUCCCGAACAGGUGCCACUAGGUCCAACACAACGCAGCUUUGAUCCCACUAUUUUAGGUUCCGGCGACUUUGGCGUGCUGCGCGGCGGCACUUUCUACCCCGAGGAGGAAAUGCCUUAUCACACCGAUGAUAAUAGCGAUUUCAAUCAAUACUACGGUGAUGCUAAUGGACACGGACGCCCCUCGAACGAGGAAUUCGUGCAGAAGUAUACUUACCCCGAAGAGCAAUUUGCCGAUUUCCGUGACUUUGCCGAUAUAAAUACGCCGGCCGAUUCGGCGUUUUCGCAAUUUGUUGUUGUUUAUGCGGCGAAAAAUUCAACCAAGCCAAGUACACAUCCACGUCCGAAGAACAUCUUUGAGCAAUUGGAGCUGCUGGAUCGCGAGAAGGAGCAAGAGGAGAAGGAGGAAAAGAAGCGACGAGCGAGCAAAUCCAAAUCGAAGCUCUCCAAAACGAAAUUGCAAAAGAAGUAUAAGAAGAAGACGAGUCCCAAAGAUCUGGACUAUGAGCCGCUCUUGGCCUUAAGUUAAGCUGUUAGUGGUAGGGGUGGUUAAGCCAAUUAUAGUAUAUGACAUUAUUUAUAAAGUAAGUGAAAGAUGGCAAUACAGUUAAACAAAAACUACGAAAGUAAGAAAUAAACUUUGGCAGAAUACACGCUGAAGAGCAUGAAACCGUUAAGGCGAGCGUGGCAGUUAUCAUAAUCAUUAUUUUCUCUCCUUUCAUAACAUUCACUGUACAAAAUAGUUUCAUAAUUGUUGUUGAUAACGGUUAGAAAAGGAGUGCGCAUUUAAAGUUGGAUGCUGGCAGUAAAAAAAAUUUCAAUUUUGAAACCACUUAGUGUCGGCUAAUGCCUUAGUUUAGGACUAAUCAUUUGAUGAAACUUGCUCACUGCCGAAAAUGUAUUUAUCACACUUUCACUUUGCAUCGUAUUUUAUAUUACUUGAAACCUUUUCAGUAUAGCCGAGCUCAAAUAUAGUUACAUAAUAUGUAUUUCAUACGUUUAUUGCUCACAAUUUUCAUGGAGCUUUCAUUUUUGAAGCAUUUCAAAGCAAUGCUAUGAACGAAAGCUCUGUUUACAACAAUACCAAGAAAUUAGUUUAUUUUUCAAUAACGACUCAUUUUCAUAACUAAUGAUUUCUUCUUCUUCUCUGGAAACCUUAACCUAUCUUUUAACCUUAUUUAUCCGAAUUUUGUUCUACAUAACUUUCACAGAGGUCAAAUUCUAGAAAAAUUCCAAAAAAAUUUCAAAAUAUUUUUGUUUCGAGUUUCAUGCAUUUUUGACUCAUUCACAUAUGUUUAAAUUUAAUUGCACAAAAAGAAAAACUGAAAAAACGGGUUGUGUUUGAAAAUUUUAAAUUAUGAAAAAUUCAUUAACUUUUAGUUAUUUUCAUUUCACUCUCAUCCAUUCGUUUCAUAACCAAAAUAGUUUUAAACAGGUAAUUUAAAAUCAAAUUUCAUUGCACUUUGCUCUAGAUUACUUGCACAUACAUAUAUUAGCAUAUAUUAUUAUGUUACUUUAUUUACUUUCAUUUUUAAUU